Messenger RNA from Hevea brasiliensis (rubber tree), 693 nucleotides. Its product is annotated as F-box protein CPR1-like. NCBI's taxonomy places the organism in Eukaryota, Viridiplantae, Streptophyta, Magnoliopsida, Malpighiales, Euphorbiaceae. The transcript has 2 exons. The record is from RefSeq and is a predicted model, not a curated record. Gene Ontology annotation, molecular function: protein binding. The coding region runs from base 1 to 693 and encodes 230 amino acids.
AUGCCUGAUGAAGUGAUGGCAGAAAUCUUGUUUAGGCUGUCCAUCAAGACCCUGUUGCAAUGCACCAGUGUCUGCAAGUCACGGUACGCUCUUAUCAAAAACCCCAAUUUCAUUUCAACCCAUCUUCACAAAGCCCUCUCCUCCAGGGAUAACCGAUUAUUUUUUCAUCAUUCAUAUUCAUUUUGCGACGACGACAAAUACUGCUUGCGUUUUGACGACAAAGAUUUCAAGGAAUACGUGACACUCUAUCCCUCUUUCGACACCAAGAAGCCUUUGCACGUCGCCUGUUCUUGCAACGGCGUAAUCUGCCUCUUCUCCGAUGAUUUUUCUUAUGGCGGCUGCAGAUUCAUCCUCUGGAACCCUUUCAUUAGAAAGUCUUUAUUACUUCCUUUACCCCAUCUCAUCUUCGCCAAUGUUCGCAACCGUUGUAAGAAUUUUAUUGGUUUUGGAUUUGAUUCUAGAACCCAUGACUACAAAGUCUUAAGAAUCAUGAACCCUCCUGUUGAAGAUGGAAUUCACAUUAGGACUGAACUAUAUUCUCUCAAUUCUAAUUCUUGGAAGAAUAUCACUGAAAUUACUCUAAAAAUAGGUUGGGAAAAGAAGCACAAGCAUGGAAGGUUCAUCAUGGUGUUUGAUGCAAGAGAUGAAGUCUUCCGCGAGAUUUUGUUGCAAGAAUGUUUUGUAAACGAUUAG